This is a messenger RNA of Coccinella septempunctata (seven-spotted ladybird), 1245 nucleotides long. Its product is annotated as SOSS complex subunit B homolog. NCBI's taxonomy places the organism in Eukaryota, Metazoa, Arthropoda, Insecta, Coleoptera, Coccinellidae. Gene Ontology annotation, biological process: response to ionizing radiation; double-strand break repair via homologous recombination; mitotic cell cycle checkpoint signaling. The record is from RefSeq and is a predicted model, not a curated record. Gene Ontology annotation, molecular function: DNA binding. Gene Ontology annotation, cellular component: SOSS complex. Bases 264 to 890 code for a protein of 208 amino acids. The transcript has a single exon.
UGUUUCAAUAUGUCAUAUGACAAAUUCCAGAAUUUGGAAGAAAUUAGAAUAUAGAACUAUUAAACAACUUUUGUAAUUAUAAAAACACUCGUAUAAUUUUCAGUAUAUUCUCUUUCAAAUACCAUUUUCUAUAAUAUUUAGAAUAUUAUCUUGUGAAUAUAUAAUGUGUUUUCAGGAGGUUGAAGGUUAGGAAAUUACAUUUUUAAUAUCCAUGUUAUGACAGUUGUUCUCUAUUAUAUUAUUAAUUGUAAGUUAAACUCUUCAUGAUGGAAAAUAAUCAGGUUCUGAUAAAGGAUAUGAGACCAGGACUCAAAAAUAUAAAUGUAAUUUUUAUAGUUCUUGAAAUAGGUCAUCCAACUGUUACAAAAGAAAACAGGGAGGUAAGAACGUUUAAAGUAGCAGAUGGUACUGCAUGCAUAAAUGCAAGUAUCUGGGAUGAAGCGGGACAAUUACUUAUGCCUGGUGAUAUUGUGUGUUUGACUAAAGGCUAUGUCAACGUUUGGAGAAACUGUCUCACUUUAUAUAUUUCGAAAGGUGGAGAUUUACAGAAAGUCGGUGAAUUUUGUAUGGUGUUUAAUGAACAGCUGAACAUGAGUGAAGUGAAUCCAGCUUUAACCCCAAUGCCUCCAAUGUGCGGACCACCAAAUAAUCUUCCUUUGAACAAUGGAACUAACAAUGGUGCAGGAAGAGUAGGACCACCUGUACCAGUACCACCAUCUGUACCAAAUCAGCCUAUUUUCAACAACACAAAUUCAACAUUGAAACUCCCAACAGUAAACAAUACAAACCGAAUAAUUGGUAAUGGACCACCUGUUAGUACCGACAAUAAGAGGAAACGAGGAGCAAGAGGGACCCAUCCUAAGACUAAUAAACACAGUAGGGGUAACUAAUUCAGAAAUGGAAUCAAAAGAAAUAGAUCUUGUUAUCAGAUUAUUGGAAGGUUCUAGGUUCUCUCAUUUUCAAUUCAAUCUCGACGAUGGUUUAUUGAUUUUUUUAGAUAUUUAUGUAUAUAAAAAGUGUAAGGACCUUAUUUGGCCAAGUGUAUUAUGAAAGCAAUCAUCCCUCAAUGAAUUGAAAUUGAGAUCAAAUAUAAAUUUCAGAAUCAGCUAAGUGAUUUUUGUUUCAAUGUGUCACUUAUUAGCAGAAAUGAAUGUAUCAAAACUGGAAAAACUUCAGCAAAUCCAAAAUUUCUCAGUUUCUGAUUUGAAGUUAUUACAAAAUAAAAGAUGUGAAAUAUUGGAAUGA